Oppia nitens is the source of this 2171-nucleotide messenger RNA. RefSeq lists its product as uncharacterized. Gene Ontology annotation, molecular function: transcription coregulator activity; zinc ion binding; SUMO ligase activity. Lineage: Eukaryota; Metazoa; Arthropoda; Arachnida; Sarcoptiformes; Oppiidae. The transcript has 11 exons. The record is from RefSeq and is a predicted model, not a curated record. Gene Ontology annotation, biological process: regulation of transcription by RNA polymerase II; protein sumoylation. Bases 225 to 2171 code for a protein of 648 amino acids.
CUAAUUAUAUGUUAUUUUCAAUAAUGAAAUGCAUUUAAAUUUUGAUUAAUUAACAAAUUGAUUGCAUAACAGUUGAGAUUACAAUUAGUUUGCAAUCAAUGAGGAGUUGUUAUUGUCUUUAAUGAUUGACAUCAAACAACUGAUGACUUUAAUAUAAAAUUAUCACUUUAUUUGCAUUCAUAUAUCACUGUUAUAAGUGGUGACAACUCUUGAGAACAGAUAGUAUGGACAAUGACACCGAUGAUGGCCAAGAGGUCUGUCAAAUGACUAAACAAAAGAAGAGGCUUUUGAAAAUUGUGGGCAAACUAUAUAAAGUCGAUUUGACUGAACUCUGCGAUAAGUUUAGUGUCUGUAAGAGUGGUAAUAAAGUGGUGAUAAGGAAUCGGAUCAUUGAUCUCAUUAAUGAAGAAUCGAAAUCACAAAAUGACAAUAAAUGGAUUGAUAUCAGAAAAAACGUUAAAAAAGUCUAUAAAAAUAAUGAUAAAAUUAAGAAAUCUCCCAAAAAAUCAAAGAAGAAAAAGAAGAAGAUUGUCAGUGAAACGCCAUCCAAAAGUCAGAGUAAUACCGAAACUGUUGUUAACAAUGAGAACUCAAAUUCACAGACAACGCACACAAUGUCAUCCACUCAACAGUCGUCUUCACAAAACAAUAGUACACCAAAUGCAACGAUUACUUCUCAGAAUCCAGUGGUCAACCCAUUUCCAGCUCAUCAACCCGUCAAUGGAAUUCCGUCAACAUCUCACACCAUAAAUGGAUAUUCAACACAUCCAUUAAUAAUGGCGCCUCAGCCUCCAUUACAAUCACAACCAUUGAUUUGUCCACCACUGAGACCGCCACCAUUAGUGCCACCCUCACAAAUGGUUAGCCAUAACUAUUAUAACUCACAAAAUCCACAUAACAAUCAUUUUCAUCCAAACUUCUCAUCUCAGCCAUUAAAUUAUUCAUUUAAUAAUAUCGAUAAUAAUAAUAUAUAUCAUGGUUUUAGUGGACCAACCAAUAGCACCCAAUGUCAACAAAAUAAUGAAACAAAUUAUCCUAAUUUUGAUUCAGAAUUUGCAAAUCCGCAAAGUUUCGAUGCACUUAUUAAACAACAAAAAAUAUUAUUUGAUCAAUUUUCCACUUCCAAACAGGAAAUGGAUGUCAACAAUAUCAACGGUGAAACAACCGAUUCAUAUGACUUACCCGAGCAAUCAUUAAUGAAUUUUGAAUUCAAAUGUUUGCCUAAGUUUAAUGUCAUUAAAAAUAUUUUGGAACCAAAAACUAUUGGAUCGCUUUCAGAUAUUGGUGUUACUGUUGAGUUCAAAAUAGAUUUAUGUGACGUGCAGUCAAACAAUAUGUUUAUUAGGCAUAAUAGUUAUGAAAAUGAUUUACAAAAACUGUUAACAAAUAAUUGCUAUCAAAUUCAAUUGAGAUUCAGUUAUAUUAAUGACAUUAAUACAAGACAACAGAAGGAUGUCGUUCCUGAGUAUCUCUGUAUUGAAUGCAAUAAUAAACUGAUUUUUGCUUCCGAUCAGGUUAAGGAGCAAUAUAUUUGUCCAAUUAAUUUGAGUGAUGAUUGUAUUAUUGGAACCAAUAGAGUGAGAUUCUGGAUGUCUAAAGAAAAAUAUACUUUUCUUAUGCCCUGUUUAUAUGAGAUAUCUCUUGUAAAAUAUGAAACGCCUGAAACCUUUCUGGCAAAGCUUAAAGCAAAUCCAUCACAAUUUCUCAUUUCUGAUAUCACUAAACAAUUGAUUAAAUCAAGACAUGAAAGUCAAUCACAAGACGAUAUAAUCAUUAAUAUAGCCAACACCUCAACUAAAGUCAAACUCAUUUGUCCUCUAAGUUGUUGUAGAUUAGAGACUCCGUGUCGGACUAAUAAUUGUAAACAUAUUGAAUGUUUCGACGCGUUUUCAUUUUUUAAAGCCAACGAAUACCGAUACGAUUGGAUUUGUCCGAUCUGUCAAAAAGAAGCCAAUUUUGACUCUCUUAGAGUUGACGGUUUCUUUACCGAUGUUUUAUACCACACCGAUAAUGACAUUACAGAGAUAUUUGUCAAAUCAAACGCAACUUAUGAUAUUCAAAAUGUUACGGCUAAAUGUGAUUCACCGCUAAUUAUUGAAUUAGAUGACGAAGAAGACACCUGUGAUUUCAGUGUUGUUGAAGACGCGGACGGAUGUAUUGUUAUUGAUUAA